Messenger RNA from Capsella rubella, 2464 nucleotides. RefSeq names its product ubiquitin carboxyl-terminal hydrolase 20. The record is from RefSeq and is a predicted model, not a curated record. The coding region runs from base 89 to 2209 and encodes 706 amino acids. Gene Ontology annotation, biological process: protein deubiquitination. Gene Ontology annotation, molecular function: cysteine-type deubiquitinase activity; cysteine-type endopeptidase activity. NCBI's taxonomy places the organism in Eukaryota, Viridiplantae, Streptophyta, Magnoliopsida, Brassicales, Brassicaceae. Gene Ontology annotation, cellular component: cytosol; nucleus. The transcript is spliced from 8 exons.
GAUAAUCCUGCACCGGAAUUUCGACUUUUCAUCUCCAAUUGACGAAACCCUAAAUUUUUUCCAGUUCAGAAUUCGAACCUUGACGACGAUGUUGGUGGCUAAUUCCGACGUUUCUUCUUCGAUGCUGCCUCGUCCUCCGCUAAUUCCCAACUCGAUCGAAACCUUAGAUGAGAGUGAGAACGAGCCUUCUUCGCAAAUCCCGUCGAUUGAUACAAAUGUUGUUAAUGUUCAGUCGUUGGCUCUUACGUCUCCAGAUCGUGAUCGCGGUAAUCAUGAUUCGCCUCCGAGCCCAGAUGAGUAUACCUCUUCUUCUUCUUCAUCGGACGAAACCCAAUCCAUUCCUUCUCCGAUCAAUUUGGAUCACGAUGAGUUCGGCAGUGAGUCCGAACGCAUGGUAGAGUCUCAGGUUCGAAUCGAUUGUACUUGGCAAGGUCUUGACGAUACCGACGAUGUUAUCUGGGACGCCUGCCCGUCUGACGAUCCCCGGGAGAGUAACCGAGAUUGGACGCCUAAUGUUUCGCCUGGUUGUGGAAGUGAUGAUGACAACUCUAAGCAGGAAUGCACCGAAACCUUGGUGUCAGGAUUCAUGCAAAGACCUCUGAUGAUCGAUGAGCCCGUUACUGGUGUGGGUGCUGGGCUUUGGAAUUUAGGCAACACUUGUUUCCUUAAUUCGGUGCUGCAGUGUUUCACUCACACUGUGCCACUUGUCGAGAGCCUUCGUUCAUACAAAUAUCAAUUUCCCUGUAACUGUGGUAAUCCCUUCUUCUGUGUUUUAAGGGCUCUUCGAACUCACAUUGAGUUUGCACUGAGGCCUGAAAGAACGCCAAUUGCUCCGGAAUGUUUUCUUUACUAUCUUAAUUACUUUUCGCCUGACUUCCAGCGUUAUCAACAAGAAGAUGCUCAUGAGUUUCUGCAAGCAUUUUUGGAUAAGUUGGAGAGAUGUUGUUUGGAUCGAAGAAGUUAUCGCCACUUUGUCUCUUCUCAAGAUGUCAACAUUGUUGAGCAAGUCUUUGGUGGUCGUCUUAUCAGUGGGCUCCGUUGCUGCAACUGCAACUUCGUCUCUGAGACAUUUGAAAAGUCUGUUGGGUUGAGUUUGGAAAUUGAAGGCAUGAAAUCCCUUGAGGAUGCACUGGAAUCCUUUACCCGUGUGGAAAAACUUGAUGAGCAAUUGACCUGUGAUAACUGUAAUGAAAAAGUUUCAAAGGAGAAGCAACUCUUGCUUGAUACGCUUCCUCUGGUUGUCACAUUCCAUCUGAAGAGAUUCAAGAAUAAUGGAUAUUAUAUGGAGAAGAUCUUCGACCAUCUCAAGAUCCCAUUGGAGUUAGACUUGCAGCCAUAUAUGAGGAAUAUCCAGGAAAACGAUGUUCCUACAAAAUACCAUCUUUAUGCUUUUGUGGAGCAUCUCGGGAGCUCAGUAGCUCAUGGACAUUACUCGUCCUAUGUGAGGUCUGCUCCCAAGAUAUGGCAUCAAUUUGAUGACGCGAAGGUCACUAGAAUCGAAGAAGAUAGUGUGCUGUCACAGGAUUCAUAUAUUCUUUUUUAUGCACAAGAAGGAAUUCCCUGGUUUUAUAGCGUCGCUGAAGAGAUGCAGCCAUUGCUUGAAUCGAGUUUACUGAAUUCUUCGCCAAAGUCUGUGCUUGAAUCUACUAACGGGGAGUGUUUAUCAGAGAUCAAUUAUGAGAAUGUCGAUAAAACCAGCAAACCCUGCGACCCAGUGGGAGUGUCUAACCAAGAUGUCAAGAAAGAAGAAGAUUUUGUAUCCCUCUCUAACGAGCUAACAGAAGAUAUGUUUCUAUCAGCAGAGUCUUCUAGUGAAGAGGAUUCUCGGAUGCCAGAGCUUAUGGACCCGCUAGAGACUGAUGAUUCUUACAGUCCAUGGGCUGAGAAAGAACCCGAUUCUUGUUUAGCCAUUGAAAGAGCUAACACUGGUGAUGAUUUUUUCCCUCUGCUGAUGGUUGAAGAUCAGGACUCAUCCCCAAAACAGCAAGAAGGAAGUUUUCAAAUGCAGCUUAAGCAAAUGGAAGAAACCACAAAGAAGGAAGAAAAGCCUUGGAAGGAGCCAGAAUUAAUAAGCGACGCAGCAGUUUCGGAAGCAGAAGAAAUUGUUAAUGGAGACCUCGUGAAGAAGCUUUCACCUCGUGCUAGAGAUUUGUUGGAUCAAGCAGUUUCUACAAAAACUGGUUCCCCGCCCAAAAAAUUAAAAACAUGAAAAGGGAGAGACAGGGAGAGGUAUCUAAGUUGACUUUCUUGAUCGCAUAUUUAGCUUCUAGGUGUUAUAAAGAUAAUGGGGUUUAGGGGUAAUGACUUUUGAUUAGAGACUAAAUCAGGGCUUAAUUCGUUUUUUUUUCUUUUCCGGUUUUGUGCAUAGUAGUAAACUUACUACUUUGGUGUUGGUUGACUUGGUUUUCUAUUCUUGAUAAGAAGCACAGGAUUAAGAAUCUAGUAAAGUUUUAGCUUCUGUUAA